This is a messenger RNA of Tarenaya hassleriana, 1652 nucleotides long. RefSeq names its product UDP-glycosyltransferase 72D1. The record is from RefSeq and is a predicted model, not a curated record. NCBI's taxonomy places the organism in Eukaryota, Viridiplantae, Streptophyta, Magnoliopsida, Brassicales, Cleomaceae. The coding region runs from base 116 to 1555 and encodes 479 amino acids. Gene Ontology annotation, molecular function: UDP-glycosyltransferase activity. The transcript is spliced from 2 exons.
GGUAUCAUCUGCUGUUAGAAAUCUAAAUAAUUUGAACAACUCCGACAAAUGAAACUAGCACGUGCUGGUUUCUGAGAGAGAAUUAUGGCCACUCAUUUGGAUUAUAUCCUGCGACAUGGGGGUUGUGUAUUGUGUUCUAUAUGUACAACAUAACACACGCAGAUCUUCACUCUUCUUGACACUUCCUCGCACGACGAUGGGUACGCACUCAAAACCUCACGCGCUUCUACUCGCCAGGCCCGGCAUGGGACACGUCAUCCCCGUCCUCGAACUCGCCCAUCGUCUCUCCUCCUCCCUUCACUUCCGAGUCACUGUCUUCCUUGGACCCUUCGGCCGCGCCAUGUCGUCAGCCGAGUCCCACACCGCACGGGCCGCCAUGGCGCGCGGCUCAUUCGACGUCCGGGAGCUGCCCCCGGUCGACGUAACCUCCCUAGUCGAACCAGACGCAGCUGCCGUCACGAAGCUCACCGUCACGAUGCGCGAGAUGAGACCUGCGGUUCUGGCCACCGCCCUGGGGAUGAGGCCCAAACCGACGGUCUUGAUCGUCGAUCUAUUUGGCACGGAGGUUUUGUCCAUAGCCGAAGAGAUUGGUGUCGCGGCAAAGUACGUAUUCGUUGCGUCGCACGCGUUGUUCUUGGCGCUGAAGGUGUAUUUGCCGGUUCUGGACAAGCUGGUUGAAGGAGAGUACACUGAACAGAAGGAGCCCAUGAAGAUACCUGGCUGCAGACCGGUUCGACCGGAUGAGUUGAUCGACCCGAUGCUGGAUCGGUCGAACCGGCAGUACCAGGAGUGUGUACGUGUCAGUCUGGAGAUACCAACAAGCGAUGGCGUUUUUAUUUUUAUUUGGGGGGAGCUACAAGGAGAGACCCUGGCCGCGUUGGACGGGAACGGUGAACUGGGCCGGAUCAUGAGAGUGCCUGUUUAUCCUAUUGGGUCUAUCAUAAGGCCCAAUGAUCCAACAGAAAGGCCCAUUGGGUCAGUAUUCGAAUGGUUGGACCAGCAGCCGGGGAGGUCAGUGGUGUACGUGUGCUUAGGGAGCGGCGGAACGCUGUCGUUUCAGCAGACGACGGAGAUGGCGUGGGGCCUCGAGCACUCCGGCCAACGGUUCCUCUGGGUUCUACGUCGGCCCACCGUGAGGACCGGUGACGUGGCUAGUGUCCUGCCCGAGGGCUUCAUGGACAGGGUGGGUCGGACUAGGUGUGGGUCCCACAAGCAGAGAUCAGUGGGAGGGUUCUUGUCACACUGCGGGUGGAACUCGACGUUGGAGAGCUUGAGAAAUGGAGUUCCGAUGGUGACGUGGCCGCUGUACGCGGAGCAGAGGAUGAACGCGGUGGUGCUGACAGAGGAGAUCGGCGUAGGGGUGAGGCCGAGGAGGUUUCCGACGGCGGAGGGAGUGAUCGGACGGGAAGAGAUAGCGGAGUUGGUGAGGAGGGUCAUGGUGGACGGUGGGAUGAGGGACAAAGCUCGAGAGAUUAAGCUUAGCUCGGAGCGAGCUUGGUCCGAUGGUGGAUCUUCUCGCCUCGCUCUCUUCCAGUGGGCGAAGCGUUUUUCGUGAAGUCUUUGCUUUCGUUGUCUGUUGGGCCGCUGAUAUUUUUGGACCAAAAAGCAAUCGAUGGCGUUGAAAUAAUCCCGAAAAUUACAAAUUCGGGAAA